This is a messenger RNA of Phyllostomus discolor (pale spear-nosed bat), 1353 nucleotides long. RefSeq lists its product as uncharacterized. Lineage: Eukaryota; Metazoa; Chordata; Mammalia; Chiroptera; Phyllostomidae. The record is from RefSeq and is a predicted model, not a curated record. The coding region runs from base 27 to 671 and encodes 214 amino acids. The transcript has 2 exons.
CCCCGCGCGCCGUGGGGCGCAAAGCCAUGGACGCCGCCGGGGCAGCCGCCGCCAAACUUUUGCGAGGCUGGCUAUCUGCGAGUGCCGGGGCCUGGGAGGGGGCCCUCCGCAUACUUCUGAGCGUGGUGUCCGCGCCGAGGUCCCCGGACGCCUCCUGCCUUUAUUUCUCCUCCCCACUUUUUGGCCCGGCAGUGCCCGGCGGCGCUCGGAGUCCCGCCCUGGCCGCUCCCCGCCCCCUCGCGGCCGUUCCCACUGCGCGACUCCUUUGCCACCAAAAGGAGGGGGUGCGCGCCCAACAAAGGGACCCCGGCUCCAGGCGGUGCCACUGCAGGGGGUGGGGUGGGGUGGGUGACCGGUGGGGGCUUGGUGCUCCCCAGGCUUUGGGGGAUGGCGGGCCGCUGUCACUGACGGGGCCGCGGAGCCUCGGCCGCCACCGUCUCCCGCCCAACUUACGUGUCACCCACCGCUCCGCUAUUCUGGCCAACGGGAUUCCCGGAGGAAGUCCCACUCGGGCUCCCCGCUCAUUGGGCCGGUCCGAGCUGCACAUCCCUCCCUUCGGGGUGGCAAUGCCGGGCUCGAUUGGACGCUCGCUUUGUCCGUCCGACCCCAGGACCGCGCCUUCCCUCCCACUGCGGGGCGCCCUGGGGCUAGUGGAUCGCCCUGGCCCCUGACGCCGGGGUGCGCCCACGUGGAGUAAGGGUGGGUGGGGUGAGGCGGCGGAACUGGCGGCGGAGUGAUUGGGGUGCGCCCCGGACGUGUCCCGGCCUGCGGCUGGGCGAGUGGGCAGAUGCGAUAGACACACGGGAUGGUUACAUUUUGUCAGUACAGUCUUCGUAUUGGAACAGGAGAUGCUGUGCCAGUUGACUCUUGCCCCAUCCAGUGUACUAGUGUGAAUGCGUUACGUGCCCACAGAUGGCAGGACGUGAGCCGGGAGACUCAAGCACUCUAGCACGCUAGACUUACUGCUCAGCUGUCCACGUGGGUUGGAGAAAUCAGCUUGCCUUUGGCAGAAGGGAAAGAAAUGAUCUCAUAUUUUUCCCCCGGCUGCAAAUAGAAUAAUUUAAAAACAAAUUUUACAGGCUGAAAUGAGUAUGCAUUCAUUUCAUCAUAUGUAUUUAUUUUAUUGGUGGCCAAAGAAAUCAGUUACAUUGUUAAAUUACAUUUUAAAGGCCAACAAAGUUUCUUAUGUAAAAACAAGAAAACAAACGUAGUAAACAAAAACCUCUUCAAAGAAAAUCCGUAGUGCAUUUUUUCUUUCGGUGUACUCGAGGGAGGAAGAUUGAGUUUAUGCAUAGUAAUUUUGUUUCUGCUCUUGACCUAUAUUCUGAGAAAGUAAAUCAUUUCUCAAAUGCC